Ananas comosus (pineapple) is the source of this 6037-nucleotide messenger RNA. RefSeq names its product SCAR-like protein 1. Gene Ontology annotation, molecular function: actin binding; protein kinase A regulatory subunit binding; Arp2/3 complex binding. Bases 288 to 5555 code for a protein of 1755 amino acids. Lineage: Eukaryota; Viridiplantae; Streptophyta; Magnoliopsida; Poales; Bromeliaceae. The transcript has 11 exons. Gene Ontology annotation, cellular component: cytoskeleton. The record is from RefSeq and is a predicted model, not a curated record. Gene Ontology annotation, biological process: positive regulation of Arp2/3 complex-mediated actin nucleation; actin cytoskeleton organization.
UGAUUGAAUGUUCACUCAUUAACGUCACCCCAAAAUUCCCCCCAAACUAAUAAACCAAAUGAGAGAAGAGCAAAAAAAAGUAAAGAGCGAGAAAAGUGGAAUAAAAACGAAUGAAAAGAUCUCUCGCUUUCUCUUUCUUUUCAUCUCUGUCGCUCUCUCCACUCGGCUAUUAAUGGCGGAAACGUAGAAAAAAAGAGGAGGAGGACGACGACGACGACCCCAUUUCUCCCGAAUCAAGUAGAGAAAAAGCUCCCUUUUUCUUUUCUUCUUCUCUUCUCUCCUAGAAGAUGCCGAUGAUUCGGUACCAGAUACGGAACGAGUACGGCUUAUCGGAUCCGGAUCUCUACCGCGCGGCGGAGAAGGAUGACCCCGAGGCCAUCCUCGAGGGCGUCGCCAUGGCCGGGCUCGUCGGCGUCCUGCGUCAGCUCGGGGAUCUCGCCGAAUUUGCUGCAGAAAUUUUUCAUGAAUUGCAUGAAGAAGUGAUGGCCACUGCUUCUAGAGGGCAUGGAUUAAUGCUUCGUGUACAGCAGCUAGAGGCUGAAUUCCCAUCCGUCGAGAAAGCCCUCCUUUCUCAGAUUAGUAAUUCAAACAUUGAGUACAAUGAUGGUACUGAAUGGCAUGCUAAUCUUCAACUGGGUCAGAAUUUAAUCACACAAGGAGAUAUGCCCCGCUUUAUUUUGGACUCUUACGAAGAAUGCCGUGGCCUUCCUCAGUUGUUUACACUGGACAAGUUUGAUGUUGCUGGUGCUGGAGCAUGUUUAAAGAGAUACUCCGAUCCAUCUUUCUUCAAGACGGAGUUUGCCUCCUCCAACGUGAUGGAAACAGAUGUUCCAAGAGAAAAGAAAGUUCGUAAGAUCAAGAAGAAGGCAUUGCGCUGGAGGAAAGGUGAAACCCUUGAGUCUUUAUUGGUCACUCACCCUAAUUCUAAUGUGCAGCCAAUUUCUUCGGAAAAGCUUCCAACUAAAGCUGUAAAGUUGAAAAAUAAGCACUUUCUGGAGUUGGAGAAGACUAAAAGAAGCCAUACUGAACAGCUUCUUCUAGAUGUUAUUUCAUCUCAGCAGAAAAUUCUGCUUGAAGAUUCUAUGAGGCAAUCCGCCAUGAAAACAAAAUCAAAUGGUCCAAUCAAUUUGGCUCCUCUACUACAAGAGACUGUGAAUGCCAAUCUUAUUGAGUCUCCCCCUAGAGAAGUGAAUGGGGUGCCCAUAAAUGAGUUGGAUACUGUAAACAGAAAUGAUUUUGGAUUGUCCGGAAAACAACUAGAGCAAUUUGGUGAAGUGGAAAAGACAAGUAGGAGUCCUCAAAUUUCGGAGCAAAACAAAUUUGUUUCCAAUGCAGAAAAUUCAAUGGAAACUGGUGCUGAAAGCUAUAUUUCUGCUGAGAUCGGCAGUGAACAUGAAAAUUUUGUUGAUGCCCUUAAUACUAUGGAAUCAGAAAUUGAAACGGAUGCUGAAAGCAAAGCUGUAGAACCUCAUGGAAUCAACUCCCAGAUGAAAGAAGAGCAGGAAGAAUUGCAAGCUCAAAUUUCAGAAUCAGCUUCAGAGAAAAACUUGAGCAAAUCAUCAGGGUUGAGUGAUUUAUUCAGGAAUGGAAUCACAAUCUCUUCUGAUUCAGAUUCUCAAAGUGAUUCCACUGCGCCAAAACCAACUGGUGAAGUCAAUGUUGUUUCCAAUUUUGAUACCAACUUAGAACGUCAGCUUAGCGAAACUAAUGGUGAGACUCAAACAGAGCUCGUUGAGAACGAAGCUCGAUUAGGAACUGGAGACCAUGAUGUGAUCUCAAAUUGUAGUGAAGUCCAAUCAAGUGAUAAUCAGGCAAUUGAAAGUUUGGAUGGUGUACCUUUUAAGUGUAAAGAUCAUUCUGAACAGAUUCAUUCUACAGAGCACACAGAAAAGCUUACUACCGAAGCUACUGCUGAAACACUAGACCUUCCAAACAAUGUGUCACACACACAAGCCGAAAUUACUUGUGAAGAAGCCCUUCUAGGAAGCCGUUUUGAAGACUUGUUGCAUUCGUCAACUCUAUCCACAGUAGAAGAGCAUCCAAAACCAGCUAAUCAAGAAGUAGAAGGACAUGCAGAUACGAGCAUGCUGCUGACCAAUGUUUCUCCUUCCUCGGAAAUCGGUUCUGAUAUUUCAUCACCUGAUGAAUUAGUUGCGGAAAAGGAAAAUGUUGUGUUCCAAACAGAUUUAUCUCAUGAACUAUGCCCUUAUCAUGAGUGUGCUAAUGACAAUGAGAAAGACUUCAAUGAACGAGAUUCAGAAGACAUUGAUAUCCCAUCUGGAUUGCCUGAUCAUUUUCCUCAAAAGCAAACUGGAAUUAUUGUUGAUGAGGCUCGUGUGCAAAUUAGUGAAGAGCAAUCGCUUGAAGAAUUUGUUCAAGAAUCGGAAACUUGUUCUCAAUCACACCUUGAUGAAAAAGUUUUACUGUUCAAUGAGCACUUGCCGCUUCCUUUAGAUGUGCCUGCUGGGGAGCCUCAGAGGUCAUUUACGGAAGAUAUAGGAUUUUCAGCUACAGAGUUGGACAAUUUUAUUCAAUUUGGUGAAGUUUUAGAUGGUGCUGAAAAUUCUAUAGAAAUCAAUCUAAAUGAUAUCUCAUUCCCUUGCCUUCUACCAUCCGAUAAUCUUGAUACUUGUAAAUCGGGAGAUGAAUAUCCAGAAAAUAGUUAUGAGAAGAAUAUUCAGCAAUUAGAAGAACUAUUUUGGAGCAAUGACUUAUUAAUUAAAAAUUCUGUUGUUGCGAACGACAGUAAUUAUCAUGAUCUUUCUUCUAUCUCUACUUCGGAAUUACAAAAGGAUUCUGCUAUGAGUGCGGGAGAUUUGAAUCAGCCUAAUGUGGAGCCUACUGAGACAUCAAGCUCUAAGAAUGUUGAAAAAUUGGACUUGGAUGAUACUUUUUCUAUGUCUCUCUCAUCUAAGGAGGAAGAACAUCCAUCAGCUUUAUGUAGAGCUCGGCAAUCUGAGAGAUUUGAUGAUGAUUUAUUUGAUCAUUUUGUUGCCAAGGACUUUUGUCCUCAUAAUGAAACUCCAGUAUAUUUGUUAGACCAAAAAGAAGAAGAUAAUACUUCACAAAUUUCUCUCCAACAUGAUAAUGAGGGAACAAAAGAUGAUUUAUCUCAUUCUACUGAUGACCUUUGGGAGCCUGCGAGCCCUCCUCAUGCGGAAGCCUUUCAGUGGCAAGCUAACAAUGAAUUGGAUUUGACUUCUUUAGAGUCAAAGGAUGAGUAUAUUGGGUUUGAUAUUUCUGCUAACAAGGAGUUGGAUUUGGCUUCUCUAGAUCAAAAAGAUGAGUAUCUUGGGUUUGAUAUUUCUGCUAAUGAGGAGUUGGGUUUGGCUUCUCCAGAUCAAAAGGACGGGUAUAUUGGGGUUGAUAUUUCUUCUAUGGGCUUCAAUACUAAGUUAUCAAAACAAGAUACGGGACAAGACUCUCAUGUCUAUUCUAGUGAGGGAAAGAUUACUGAAUCGGAUAUAUCUCCUUCCGAGAACACCGAAUAUAAUGUCCGAAAGGAAGUCUCUCUCUCGUCUGAGUUAGUUUCUCAUAUCCUUGAUGAUAAGCCAUCGGAACAAAUUUCAGAACCAAAGUCUCAUGAAUUUUCAAGUGAGAGAAAGAUGCCUGAAUUCGACAUAUCUCCUUCUGAGAAUGCUGAAGUUGUAGAAACAGGAAAGGAAGUUUCUCUCUCGUCUGAUGAGGAUUCUCAACUUGAUUCAACCUGCUCCAAGUCUCAUGCGCUUGAUGAUAAAAUAUCUGAACAAAAUUCUGAACAUAUCUCUUCAGGAGAGAGAAAAACUGUUGGAUCAGAAACAUCUCCUUUAAAGAAUGUGGAACUAAUGGAACUAGAGCCGGAAGGUUCUCACUCAUCUGAUUUUGGUUCUCAGCCUGAUUCAGUUUGCUCCAAAUCUCAGCUCCUUGAGGAUGAUAUAUCACAACAGGAGUCAGAACCAAUGUCUCAUAUGUUUUCUAGUGAGACAAAGAUUCUUGAGCUGGAUAUUUCUCCUGUGGGGAAUGCAAAAUUUGCAGAAGAAAGGGAAUAUUCUCUCUCUUCCUAUGAGCCUCAACAUGAUCCAAACUGCUCCAAGUCUCAACUCGAUGAUGAAAUAUCAAAACAAGAUUCAGAACAUAUUGCUAAUGCCCGUCCUAGUGAGAGAAAUGCUCUUGAAUUGGACGUUGCUCCUCCUGUGAGUACCAAAUUUACAGAGCUAGAAAAGGAAGUUUCUCUCUCUUCUGAGUUUGAUUCUCAAAUUCUUCAAACUAUGUCCGCUUAUCAUUCUAUUUCUAGUGAGAGAAACAACCUUGAAUUGGAUUUAUCUCCUCUGGAGUUUUCCAAAUUUAGAGAACUAGAAAAGGAAGUUUCUCUCUCUUCUGCCUUGGAUUCCCAGCUUACUCCUUGCUCUAAUUCUCAUAUGCAUGAUGAUAAACGAUCGGAAGAAGACUUAGAACAACAGUCUUAUGCCUUUUCUAGGGAGGGAAAUACCAUUGGAUUGGAUAUAUCUCUUCCAGAGACAGAAGUUUCCCUCUCUUCUGACUCCGACUCUCAAGUCGUUCCAAGUUCUUUGGUGCCAGACAUUUCAACAGUUGCAUCAAUAUCCUUUCCAAGUACUAUGAUGUCCAGUUCUGGGAAAGCUACCGAAUUAUCAUUCAUACUGCAAACUGAUGAAUCAAAUUCAAAUCUUUCGUUACAGAAUUUCGAAAAACUGCCACCUCUUCCCCCUCUUCAAUGGAGAACAGGAAAGCUUAACGGGCAUUUCUUUAAACCUGUUGAUGAAAACAUUCUGUCGAAUGAGGACAAGAAGAGUGAGUUUUGUUUGCCACCAGAAGAUGGAUCAGUUCAGCCACCAAAUCCUUAUGAAUCUCAAUCAACAGGAGAAUUUGGUAAUCUUCAGCAUGAUAUAUCAAAAUUAGAAGAAAAGACACGACAAAUGAGGUUAUCUGAGCUACCACCGAUUGUUGAUUUUGAGAAAUCGCAUGCAUCAAACCCAUUCAUACCUAGUGAUGAGAUGAGUUCUCAAUAUUCUUGGCAUAAUGGUUUAAUAACUGUAGAUAGAGAAACAAUGCAACCUGAGAACCCCUUCUUGCAUAAUUAUGGUAGAGCUUCAGAAGGUGAAAUUGGGGUUCUUCAGAAGCCAUUAUUGUCGGGAUGGGGCAGUGUGCCUCAACUGCCUAUUUCCUCUUAUGUGACUUAUUUAGAUGAGAAUCAAAUUUCUCAGUUUGUACCAACUAUGGAAGACGAGCAAAUCAGCAGGAGACCUUAUUCAAUCCGCAAUAGGCCAAGAGACCCACUUAUUGAAGCUGUUGCUGCUCACGACAGAAGCACGUUGAGGAAGGUAUCAGAAAUUGUUCAGUCUUCGGAUAAGCCAAAGUCGGAUGAAAGAAAUUCAUUGCUAGAACAGAUCAGAAAUAAGGCUUUCAAUCUAAAGCCAGCUACUGUAACAACACAAAGCACUAAAGUCCCUCCAACAAACCUGAAAGUCGCUGCCAUCAUAGAGAAAGCUAAUGCAAUUCGCCAGGCUUUUGCGGGAAGUGAUGAAGAUGAUGAUGGAGAUAAUUGGAGUGACUCGUAAGUCGUGAUAAUUUCGUGGCACUCUAGGAUUUUCGUUCUAUAGAACUAUGCUAAACUACGGGAAAUUUUCCACCGGGAGAAUCGUACCAUCGAGCAACGUCAUAAAUGUCUGCAUUUUGCUGAAGAAUCAAUGAGAGUCUAGGACAACAAAUUCAUACAAUAGUGUAAAAUAUUCCUUUUUUUGUUUCUUUUUAGUUUUUCCUCCCCUUUCUUUUGGUUUCCGUUGUAAUAUGUUAGUAAUUAGUCUCAUGUUAAUUAGUUGCAGAAGCUCUAGUUGGUAGUCAAAAGUCUCAAAGAGGCUAUGCUCUUGUAGUUGUUUUAAGUUGUAAAAUCUCUGUAAUUUUUGGGAUGUAGAAAGUGGUAAUGUAUAUCUAAUUUGUACCCCACAGAGCUUUUGUUCCUGUCAAUGCAAGCUUAAGGGAAAAGUGCUUCCCAAGCAAGAUAUGCUUCUACAAUAACAGAUGCAUAUGUUUUUUUUUGGUU